AUGGAGAUGGAGGAACUUAAGCAGAAGAGAUGGACUAACGGCAAGGAGGCUUGUAACAGUGCAACUAUUGGUUGUGAGUGGCACGUUCGUCUAGCACGAUUUCGAUCCAAGAAUCACCCAGGAGACUGGCAUUUGACGGGAGGCAACCUCGAUCACCAAAACUGUGUUAGUGUAGCUAAGCCAUCACGAAUCUACGCUCUCGUCGCACAGCUUCGUCACCAAAAGAAGGUAACAGCGUCAAAGCACGUAAUGUAUCGCGCCAAGGACUGUGUGAUAGCAGAGCUGCACAAUGGAGACCCGCUGAACUUUCACCUCUUCCCAUGUGAUGACCGCGGGCGAUUCAGCCGUGCGAUUGUUUUGCACAGUCCCUCAUGGUUCACCAGUGACCCUGGUGUAUACGGAGUGGAUGCAGCGUACAUUACACACCGCAAGUACAAAGAUGCUCAGGUCGUGAUGGUCGGUCGCGACUGA
Molecule: messenger RNA, 471 nt
Organism: Plasmopara halstedii
Lineage: Eukaryota; Oomycota; Peronosporomycetes; Peronosporales; Peronosporaceae
Exons: 4
Coding region: 1-471 (156 amino acids)
Source: RefSeq, a predicted model, not a curated record